Punctularia strigosozonata HHB-11173 SS5 is the source of this 729-nucleotide messenger RNA. RefSeq lists its product as uncharacterized. NCBI's taxonomy places the organism in Eukaryota, Fungi, Basidiomycota, Agaricomycetes, Corticiales, Punctulariaceae. Gene Ontology annotation, molecular function: nucleic acid binding; RNA-DNA hybrid ribonuclease activity. The transcript has a single exon. The annotation marks the transcript as partial. The record is from RefSeq and is a predicted model, not a curated record.
AUCGCCAUCAAAGUAUGUGCGGAGAGAAUCCCACGUGAAAAGGAGCUGUACAUUGAAACCGAUUCCAAAUAUGUCAUCGGAGAAACGAUAACUCACCUCAAGAAAAGGGAGGACACAGGAUACAUAGGAGCUGCAAACCGCGACAUCGCAAAGGCAACGGUUGCAGCGCUCCGCAUGCGGACCUCCAGUACGAGCAUAAAAUGGAUCAAAGGGCACAACGGGCAUGAAAGGAACGAAGGUGCUGACCGAAAGGCAGCAGAGGCGGUCCGGAAACUAGUGAGCGACGACGUGCCGCUGGACAUCACACCGACCCUACGAGUGACAGGAGCCAAACUUUCUAAGAUCACGCAGAAGUUAGCAUACCAGGCGAUAAGGGAAAUAAAAAUGAAAACGUACCGGGUACGAGAUCGCGCAAUGAGAAACGUGAACCUCGUACGGGACGCAAUCGAAUCGCACUUCGACCGGUCCCCUUCAACAGGCAGGAUCUGGAAGUCGAUCCAGAACAAAGACCUGGCAAGAGAGACACGAUACUUCCUUUGGAUGGCGAUGCACGAUGCGUAUAUGCUCGGGGACAAGUGGCUACGCCCUAGCUGUCCUGCUGAACUACGGGAACGAAGCGUCUGUGCACAUUGUGAUAAGAUCGAAACAAUGGAUCACAUACUGACGGAAUGCCAAGCUUCUGGACAAGAAGAGAUAUGGGAUCUUACCAAAAACUUAUGGAGGAAGAAG